Molecule: messenger RNA, 992 nt
Organism: Pundamilia nyererei
Lineage: Eukaryota; Metazoa; Chordata; Actinopteri; Cichliformes; Cichlidae
Gene: tspan15
Product: tetraspanin 15
Exons: 8
Coding region: 83-949 (288 amino acids)
Cellular component (GO): plasma membrane
Source: RefSeq, a predicted model, not a curated record
GUGCUAUGACGAGGACAACGCGGAAGUGAAUUGUCAACAGUCCAAAGAGCCGCUGAAAGAAACUAUCCUCCGUCCAGACACGAUGGCAGAGGGAGAGUCUAAAUGUUGUGCUGAUUGUUCCUAUUAUAUCAUCAAAUUCAUGCUGUUCAUCUACGCCUGCUGUUGGUGGCUAAUAGGCGGAUGUAUCCUGGGUAUUGGCAUCUAUGCAGAAGUAGAGCGACAGCAGUACAAGACACUGGAGGGUGUGUUUCUGGCCCCAUCUAUAAUCCUGAUCCUACUGGGCAUCAUCCUAUUUGUUGUUUCAUUCAUUGGAGUCUUGGGUUCCCUGAGGGAUAAUAUAACUCUAUUGAAAGUGUUCAUGUACACCCUGGCAGUGUGUCUGCUCCUGGAGCUGGUUGGAGCAAUCUUGGGGCUGGUGUUUCGCAACCAGGCGGAACGUUUAUUGAACAAGAACAUUCGAAAGGGCAUAGUAAACUACUACGAUGACUUGGACUUCAAAAACAUCAUGGACUACGUUCAGAAUAGGUUUAAGUGUUGUGGAGGUGAAGAAUUUAAAGACUGGAAAGUCAACAUGUACCACAACUGUAGUGCGCCUGGUCCGUUAGCCUGCGGUGUCCCAUAUACCUGCUGUGUUACUACUAAGAAUAAUGAAGUGCCCAACACUAUGUGUGGGUACAAGGCCCUAGAUGACAAGCAUCAACCACUGCCUGACAUCUAUACCAGAGGCUGCACCGGUGCAUUCAUUUACUGGCUGCUGGACAAUUAUAAGAUUAUGAUCAUACUUCUGUUUUUGAUCCUAGUGCCUCAGUUCUUCGGUGUGCUAGUCACCCGGAUAUAUAUCACUCGUGUUGAAGACAUAAGUAAUCAGUAUGCUGAACCCACCGAAGAUGCACGACGUCAGAAAGGUCGCUUGGACAAAUGGUUCAAAUGUAUGCCAGAAUGGGACUGACAGAAAACUGCAAGUAGCGAAGAGAUCUGAUGUUCAAUUGUGC